Messenger RNA from Nothoprocta perdicaria, 2415 nucleotides. RefSeq names its product tubulin tyrosine ligase like 1 (gene TTLL1). The transcript is spliced from 12 exons. Gene Ontology annotation, molecular function: tubulin-glutamic acid ligase activity; tubulin binding. Gene Ontology annotation, biological process: microtubule cytoskeleton organization; protein polyglutamylation. The record is from RefSeq and is a predicted model, not a curated record. Bases 257 to 1528 code for a protein of 423 amino acids. NCBI's taxonomy places the organism in Eukaryota, Metazoa, Chordata, Aves, Tinamiformes, Tinamidae. Gene Ontology annotation, cellular component: cilium.
AGGGCACCUGCUUGCAGGGUGGAAGAUUCCCCAAGGAAAAUUAAGUCGGACUAAGUUAUAUCACUGAAAGAUGGUUAUUUUAUUAGGGCACUGGUGUGAAGCAGCUGAAGCGCAGUUUGCAGCUGACACGUGCAGUGCUUGCUGAAAAUCAUGACCCCUUCUGCUUCACCUGCGUACAUUAAGGAGACACUUGAGCCGUGUGCCCACACAGAACAAGUGGAGUAGCUGGGAAGAUCCAUGCAGCUGCAGAAGGAUAAUGGCAGGAAAAGUGAAGUGGGUCACUGAUAUAGAAAAAUCUGUUCUCAUAAACAACUUUGAGAAAAGAGGCUGGAUUCAGGUGUCAGAAAAUGAAGAUUGGAAUUUUUAUUGGAUGAGUGUACAAACAAUCAGGAAUGUUUUCAGUGUGGAAACUGGUUACCGCCUUUCCGAUGACCAAAUUGUCAAUCAUUUCCCAAACCACUAUGAACUGACCAGGAAGGAUUUGAUGGUAAAGAAUAUCAAGCGAUACAGAAAGGAACUUGAGAAAGAAGGGAGUCCUCUUGCAGAAAAGGAUGAAAAUGGGAAAUAUGUCUAUUUGGAUUUUGUACCUGUUACGUUUAUGCUUCCUGCUGACUACAAUCUCUUUGUUGAAGAAUUCAGGAAAAAUCCCUCCAGCACUUGGAUUAUGAAACCCUGCGGGAAAGCUCAAGGGAAAGGCAUAUUUCUUAUCAAUAAACUCUCUCAAAUUAAAAAGUGGUCUCGAGACAGCAAAACAUCUUCAUUUGUAUCUCAGUCCUCCAAAGAAGCUUAUGUGAUUUCUCUCUAUAUCAACAACCCCUUGUUGAUUGGUGGAAAGAAAUUUGACCUGCGUCUGUAUGUUUUGGUAUCUACCUACCGUCCACUGAGGUGUUAUAUGUAUAAACUUGGAUUUUGUCGGUUUUGUACAGUGAAAUAUACGCCAAGUACAAGUGAACUGGAUAACAUGUUUGUUCAUCUUACCAAUGUUGCCAUUCAGAAGCAUGGGGAUGAUUACAAUCAUAUCCAUGGAGGCAAGUGGACAGUGAGCAACCUGCGCCUGUACCUGGAAAGCACCCGUGGCAAGGAAGUCACCAACAAGCUCUUUGAUGAAAUCCAUUGGAUAAUUGUGCAGUCGCUGAAGGCUGUGGCCCCUGUAAUGAAUAAUGACAAACACUGCUUUGAGUGUUAUGGAUACGACAUUAUCAUUGAUGACAAGCUUAAGCCGUGGCUAAUUGAGGUCAAUGCUUCCCCUUCUCUUACUUCCAGUACUGCUAACGAUCGCAUCCUGAAGUACAAUCUCAUUAACGACACCCUUAACAUCGCUGUGCCUAACGGGGAAAUUCCAGACUGUAAAUGGAAUAAAUCUCCCCCAAAAGAGGUUCUCGGCAAUUAUGAAGUCCUAUACGAUGAAGAGAUGGCACAAAGUGAUGGGCCUGAUCGUGACAUGCGAAGUCGUUCUGGGCAAUCCACUGGAAUAAAAGGAAAUCGUGCAAGAGAUUCAGGAAAGCCUGUGCUAACCACUUGGAAGUGAUGGCAAAGUAAAAUCGGUGUCAACGACCUCAGCUCUUGUUGAAAUUCAGAGCUGCAUUGUUGGUAGGAAGACACAAAGAAGCAAAAUGUAAUUCUUGAACAGAUUGUGAUAUUUUGCUCUGUUACGUGUGAGUAUUAUUAGAAGGGGAUGAUACAGCCUUUAAAAGACGUGAAACAAAGCCUCUAAAGUCAGGAAUUGCACCGAAGAUGCACUGAAUUGCCAGUUAAUAACAUAUAUAUAUGUAUAUAUUGCUAUAUAUAAUAUAUAACUGAUUUCAUGCUGUAUGUGGUUCUGUUAGCCCUCUGAAAGCAAUGAAUUUGAUUAAACUUUUGGAAGAGUAGCUAUUCACACUGUGGAGAAACUAACCUUCUUUUAGUGAUGAUUAAGAGCUUUCUUUAGAGUUGACAGCUCAAAUUAGACAUUCUAACAGGAACCUCUGGAUCAUAAUUGGUUUCCUAGGAGAGCCUCUCUGUAAUCCUCUCAAAACRUGGAGAUUCUGUGAAAGGGUGGCAGUGAUGAGCAUGAGAGCUGUAUAUUGUCACAGUGAUUUCAGUCUCUUGUUCAUAGGAAAUGAGUAAUUAAUAAAAAUUGCAGUACAUGGAGUUGAGGCUCUGGCCAGUGAAUGCAGCUAAUGAUUUAUAACCAGUAUCACGAUCCUAGAAAGCAAAUCUUUAUGUGCUGAGGGUCUUUUUCCCCUUGAAAAGUUUUGAGCUGCUACAUUUCUAGAGGUAGAAAGUUUCAUGACUAGAGGGACUGUAUCACAUGCUAUAUGCAUGUGAUGUUUUAUAUAUAUUGUAAUGCUGUAUUGCAUUAAUUUGUUAGGUAUUUAUUUUUAUUCCGAGAUAAUACACAUCUUUAUAGAGAAGCAGACAGGACAACUUCAUACU